GCCGAGGCCCAUCUUAUGCAGCAAGUGUUCACACAUUUCCCUCAUUCUCCACCAAGAGAAGCAGCUGCCACCUAUUACAAAAGUUUUUGUGCAAAUACUGAAUCAAGCACCAUGCCAGAGAUAGUCCCUAAGAACAAAGCCCCAGGGGUUGAUUUCUGUGGGGUAGAUGAAUAUUACUACAUUGUCCGCUCAGACUUGGGCUGCUACAUGCGGUCCACCAAUUUCCACGAGGGCAAAGACCUCGAAGUGUUUAGCCUGCACAGUUCCUGCACGGGAGGAGAUCACUACUUAGCCCAUGAGGAUGACCUAUUCUACAUCAUCAAAGGAGACAACUAUCGCCGUGUCAGCAACAUGAAUAAAGACUUAGGUUCUGUAGUAUACAGCCUCCAUCCCAACUGCCGCGGAGGGGACCAUUACCUCUCAGCCUUUGGAUCCUUCUAUAUCAUUUUCCAGAAAAGAGGUGUUUACCGUCGGGUCAGUAAUAUGCAUGAAGAUACAGAUGCAGUUGAAUACACACUUCACCCAACUUGCAAGGAUGGUCUCUAUUACUGGGGCAUCAAGAAUUACUAUUACUUUGUAAAACCCCAUGAUGAAUGGGGGGUCCAGUACUAUAGAUGCACCAACUUCCACGAAAAUGUGGAUGCUGUUACAUACUCCUUCCAUAGAGAUGUUGUGAACAUGCUCCCUGGAGGAAUGGCUAUUACCUAUGGUCCAGCUUAUGGUAGAUGGGAACCUAUCAAGACCAUCUCCAAUGAGUCCAACACUCCCAUUGUAUGGAAUAAGAAGAUCACCAAGAAAGUGGGAUACAACAAGCAGAAGAUGAGCAGUGUGGAGCACAACUGGAAGGUUUCCAUGACUGCCUCAUAUCAGUCAGGUGUGCUCACUGAAGCCAUUGCCAAGUAUCAGUUCUCUCUCACUGCUGAGUAUGGUGGGAAGAGUGUCAACACAGAGCAGGAAAACUGGAAUGAAGCCACUGAGAUCGAAGAAGCUAUUAGUGUAACCGUGGAGCCCAAUGGGAAGAUGUACAUAUGGCAAUACCAGCUGGGUUUGGGCAAGGAAACGGUCUUGUUCUGCCGUGAUAUGAAAUUUAGGGAUAAUUCUACUCCACCUACAGAUAUUCCUUUACCACCUUCUGAUAAGUGAAAAAUGUUAGACCGAAAGGCACCCUCAAACACUUCCUCUCUAUUAUAAAAUCUGAUUGAUUACUAUGAUUCAUUACUAUUGAUUACUAUAUUUAGAAAAUAUAGAGCUCUCCUGAGCUAAGGGGGAAUUCGCUGAGCAUAGCUGUCAACCUUUCCCUUAUUCCGAAUAGGAUUCCUCGCAAGAAAAGGGAAACGUUGACAGCUAUGUCGCUGAGUGGUAUAUAGAGAUGCAAAAGCUAAAGACCAAGUGAGAUUAAUGAUUAUUAGACAUAUUAUAUACUCUCAUAUAGACAUAUACAUCUUGAUAGGCUACAUAGAUAUACUUGUCCAAGUUUAUGCAAAACUCCUUAGGCUACAGCUAGAAAAGCAUAUCCUAGUUCAGGGGUCAGCAACCUUUUUCAGCCUAGGGCCAGUCCACCGUCCCUCAGACCAUGUGGUGGGGGUGAACGAAUUCCUAUGCCCCAGAAAUAACCCAGGGAUGCAUUUUAAAUAAAAGGACACAUUCUAUCCUUGUAAAAACACGCUGAUUCCCGGACCGUCCGCUGGCCAGAUUGAGAAGGCGAUAGGGUCAGAUCCGGCCCCCGGGCCUUAGUUUGCCUACCCUUGUCGUAGUUUGUGCACAAUGCAGGUGACCCCGGCUGAAUGACUUCCAGAUGAGCUACUAAGCUAUAAAUCCCUUUGCUAAAUUUGUUCCUUCAUUUUGCUUUGUAUUUGCUGAACUCUGCAACCUGUCCCACUGUUGUUAUACGAAUCAAAUAAAAUAAAGAAUCAA
This is a messenger RNA of Podarcis raffonei (Aeolian wall lizard), 1914 nucleotides long. RefSeq lists its product as uncharacterized. The transcript is spliced from 3 exons. The coding region runs from base 16 to 1143 and encodes 375 amino acids. The record is from RefSeq and is a predicted model, not a curated record. Lineage: Eukaryota; Metazoa; Chordata; Lepidosauria; Squamata; Lacertidae.